Messenger RNA from Lodderomyces jiufengensis, 2109 nucleotides. RefSeq lists its product as uncharacterized. NCBI's taxonomy places the organism in Eukaryota, Fungi, Ascomycota, Pichiomycetes, Serinales, Debaryomycetaceae. The transcript has 2 exons. The record is from RefSeq and is a predicted model, not a curated record. The coding region runs from base 1 to 2109 and encodes 702 amino acids.
AUGAAUUUGUGCUUAUUCAAAGUAGCUAGCUCAAAUACAGAUGGUUCAAUAAAAAUUUUAGCAAAUCUUGAAGCAAAAUUUAGAUUCACUGAAGAUUACAUGCUAGCUUUAGAUCAAGACCCAAGUUUAGUGUUUUCAGACAGUGAUAAUGCAACAACCUUAGCUUUUCGUCCAAUUGAUACGGCUUUGACAGGUUGGACUUUAUACGAGGGAGAACGUUUCGUUUUUAAUAAAGAUUUAUUCAUUUGUGGUGACGGACCUGAUUACUAUUUUUCUUCAAAUCAAGAUAGCGGCUGCCUCUUCUUUACAGAACUAUUUACACGAGUUGAUUUACAAACCAUUGAUCAAGAACCAAUUGCAUCAAUUACCACAGAAGUUGAAUCAAUUACUACAGAAGUUGAAGCAAUUACGACAGAAGUUGAAUCAAUAGAACCAAGCAUUACCGUUUACACUACAAGUUGGUAUACAACUGACGAUGAUUCAGGUCAGUGGAGAACUCAUUCUGGUCUCGUAUCACAAAUUGGUGAUUCACUAACUACAUUUUCUACAUUCCCACCAGUUGAACCAAUUACGACAGAAGUUGAAUCAAUUGAACCAAGCAUUACCAAUUACACUACAAGUUGGCUCACAACUGAUAUUCCGGGUAAUCGGAUAACUCAAUCUGGUCUUGUAUCACAAAUUGGUGAUCAAUUAAUUACAUUUCAUACAUUUCCACCAAUUGAACCAAUUACAACAGAAUCAAAAGACCCAAUUACAACAGAAGUUGAAUCGAUAGAACCAGUUACAACAGAAGUUGAAUCAAUAGAACCAGUUACUACAGAAGUUGAACCAAUAGCACCUACAGAACUUCCAGGUUUACCAAUCAACCCAUUAAAACCAUUUAAUAUUUUUGCUUAUUUCAAUGAAGAAUUUCAUUUAUUACAAUCUAAUAGUACCCAUAUCACAGCUGCAAAUUUUCUUAAUGGAAUUGAAGGAUCAUUUUUAAUCAUAGAUGGUUAUUUAAUCGUAAAUGGUCAAUAUGUUUUUGUUGAUGAAAAUGGACUUUUACUAGUUGUGGAAGAAAUUACUGAAGCUACUUUUGGAUGGAGUAUGGUAUAUGGUGUUAUAUAUUUUCAAGAAGUUCAAAAUUCAAUAAAACGUUCAGAAUUAGUCAAACGUGCUGAGCCAGUUGAAUUUGGACUUUGUGAAGCACAAUAUGGUUUUGUUGUCUAUUUAAAUGGAGGUUGCUUUCCAGUUGAUCUCAUACUUCGUCAAUUAGAGGAUCAACCGGUUGAAACUGCUGCUGCUACUGAACAACCUGUUGAAACCGUUAGCACUGAAACUCCGAUUGAAACUGAAGAACCAACGCAAACUGAGAUACCAGUAGAAACUGAAGAACCAUCACAAACUGAAGAACCAUCACAAACUGAAGAACCAUCACAAACUGAAAAUCCGAUUGAAACUAACGAAUCAACACAAACUGAGGAACCAGUUGAAACAGAAGAACCUCAACAAUCUGAAGAUACAACCCAAACCCAAGAAUCAAUACAAACAAAAGAGCCAGUUCAAACAGAGAAGCCAAUUGAAACAGAAGAACCAAUUGAAACAGAAGAACCAAUUGAAACAAAAGAACCCAUUGAAACAAAAGAAUCUACAACAUUUAUUGAAACUUCAGCAUCAGAAUUUUUUACUUCAACAACUAGUAAAAAUGAUUUGACUACAAUUUCAAAAGAAACAACAAUUACUGUAACAAUUUGUGAUGAAAGUAAAGUGUGUACAGAAUCAAUUAAAAUUCAAAAAACUAUCAUUUCAACUUAUUGUCCAACCUCGUUAAUAAAUGAAAAUACAAGUGCCCCGAAUACAAUCAAUGUUACCCAUACAGUUAAAGAAUGUAGUAUUGGAAAUGAUUGUGACAAACAUAGUACAGAAAUUGAAAGUACCACUUAUACAACUACAACAAUUACAAGCUACUCAUUUAUUACUAAACAAGAUUUAACUACAGAAACUCAACCAACAAUAAAUUCACAAGAACCAUCCAAAGAAACUGACCCAUUACCAAAUAUUGGAGCAAAAUUGAAUAAUAAUAUUAUAAUUACAAUCAUUGCAAUACUAUUUCCAUUCUUUUUGUAA